AUGUCACAACCUCGGCGUCCUCUUUUCGACUCCUACGCAACCGCUCCAAAGCCCGAGCGCCAGGACGAUAGUAAGAACGGGGAAUCAGGCAACGCCGCGGACGAGUUGAACAAUGCGACUCAGCACAAGCCCCAGAUGGCACAAAUCGAAGAGGCCAUGAAAUCUCAAUCCGAGGGCCUCCGUCAGACAUCCAGUCGCUUACCCAGCACGCAUACGGAGGUCCCUACCGUCGCCUUCCAAACAAUUGUCUUUGGUAUCAUGCGGCAACUUUUCAAAGAGAUUGAAGAGAAUUCGAGAGAGCACGCGUAUUUGCGCAAGCGUGCUCAUCAACACUAUCACCUCGAGAUCUCCAGACGAUUGCACAAUUCCAAGGACAGCUUGGAUCCUCAGACACACUCGGAGGAGACCCUCCAUACCCUGUGGCCGAGAACAUGGAGAUUUCUCGUCGGUAUAUCCUCUAUGAGGGCGGCUGUUUUGAUCGCGGGGACGGAGAACGCAUUUCGCGAGAACAAAUUAGCCCGAAUUCGAGACAACCAGAGGAGAUCACGCGCCCGACGGAGAGAGUAUGUCCAGGACCUCAAACGGCGACUCAGAGAAUACGAGACUCAGGGCAUCGAGGCCUCGACCGAGGUCCAGAUGGCCGCGAGAAGAGUAGCCGAGGAGAACAAGCAGCUCCAGGAGCUCCUCAACAGGCAUGGCAUUAGCGACGACCAAAUAACCCGUUUCUUGCAGUCGGGCACCUUGCCACUUGAUUCCAACCAAGGCCAACCCUUUCACGCCGACGACCCUAGUGCCGCUGUCCAGUCGCUACAACGGCUCCUGAUGCCGCGACAACUGGCCAGUCUAGAUGAAGACUUCUCCCUAUAUUUGUCGGGACAGUCGAUUCGGAACCCUCCACCACCGAGGGUCGACGACAAGUUCGUCCGUCUGGGAGCCGUCGCAGCUCGUAACGUCCUCGUACGGCUAUCAACAUCACAUGGGCGUGGCUACUGCAGUCAUGGCAUCGGCUGUUCAUUCUCCGUAUCCACCGACAACCCCAUUGAGUCGCGCGAGCACCACGCGACAAGGCUGCGUCUAUGGCGGGCAACCGUCCCCGUCGAUGCACGACAGUCCCGGCCAAGCCAUGGUAACAACACAGCCUACGUCUACUGGCGGCCGUACGGUAAUGCACUUGCAUUAUUCUGUGCCGACUUAUCCAAACGCAGUGGUACCGCAUUAUGA
Molecule: messenger RNA, 1221 nt
Organism: Hirsutella rhossiliensis
Lineage: Eukaryota; Fungi; Ascomycota; Sordariomycetes; Hypocreales; Ophiocordycipitaceae
Exons: 4
Coding region: 1-1221 (406 amino acids)
Source: RefSeq, a predicted model, not a curated record